UUUCCUGGAGACCUGGUCGCCCAUCACUCUUGAUUCCCACAACUUUGCAAAAACGCCUACCACAAUGUCCAGCUCAAGCUACCCUCCCAACCAAGGAGCGUUCAGCGCGGAGCAGAGCCGUUAUCCGACGCAUUCGGUCCAGUAUACCUUUUCCAGCGGCCGGCACCAGCAGGAAUUUGCGGUCCCGGAUUUCCGUACCUCCCACUUGGAAGUCAGCCAGGGUAGCCAACUUCUGCAGCAACAGCUCCGCCGUCGCCCCUCUUUGCUCUCCGAAUUUCAUCCUGGCUCGGACCGGCCUCAGGAGAGGAGAUCGGGGUACGAGUCCCAGUUCCACGCUGGCCCUUCCCAAGCCGAUCAUGACACGCUGGACUCCAAGCGGCCGCGCCUGGACCAGCUGUCCGAUUCCCAUUACCAGCGGGUCAACGCCACUGCGGUCCUGCCCUUGGCCCAUCAGCUCCAGGAAGGGCUGCGCUCAUCGGACCUGAAGAAGGAUCCAGUCUUUGGAGGCAAGCAUGAAGGCCCUCCGUCGCCCAUGUCGAGCCAGUCGUGCGGAGAGGACCAGAACGCCUCUCCCUCCAAGCUGUCGAAGGAAGAGCUCAUCCAGAGCAUGGACCGUGUCGACCGGGAGAUCGCCAAAGUGGAGCAGCAGAUCCUCAAACUGAGGAAAAAGCAGCAACAGCUGGAGGAAGAAGCGGCUAAACCGCCUGAACCGGAGAAGCCCGUGUCGCCUCCGCCGGUGGAGCAGAAGCACCGCAGCGUCGUCCAGAUCAUCUACGAUGAGAAUCGGACAAGCAAAGUCUGGAACCAGGUGAUGAGAAAGAAGCUGAUUUUGUUUUUCAAGAGACGGAAUCAUGCCAGGAAACAAAGGGGUUGGCCAAAGAGGAACUGGCCUUUCAGCCACCAUCGCUCGGAGUGAGCACGAAAUCUCCGAGAUCAUCGACGGGCUGUCGGAACAGGAGAACAACGAAAAACAGAUGCGCCAACUGUCCGUCAUUCCUCCCAUGAUGUUCGAUGCCGAGCAGAGACGCGUGAAGUUCAUCAACAUGAAUGGGCUGAUGGAAGACCCCAUGAAGAUCUACAAGGAUCGGCAGUUCAUGAACGUCUGGACCGACCACGAGAAGGAGAUCUUCAAAGAAAAUAUCAAGGAAAAGGAGAAGAUCGAAGCUCAGCCCGAGGAGUCCGAGGAGCGGGAGGUCACAGCUCCGAGGGGGCGUAAGACGGCCAACAGCCAAGGCCGACGGAAGGGCCGGGUCACCCGAUCGAUGACGAACGAAGCCGCGGCGGCAAACGCGGCCGCAGCGGCCACCGCUGAAGAGCCGCCCCCUCCUUUGCCACCCCCGCCCGAACCUUGUAAGUCAAGGGGGUCCCGAGAACGGCCCAUCACCACCUCGGUCGAUAUCUCUGUUUCUCCCGCAAUGUGCCUUCUGCCAAUCCUGUUUCUUGGUUCCCACAAUUCUUCCCGUGAUGCGCUUGAGUUCGGGAAGCGGUACAGGUCCGUCCUCGGCUUACGAGCAUGACGUUGCUAAGUGAGAGACCUGUCGAGGGAGCUUCCCCUCCCCUCCCACUCCACGAUUUAUCGUGAGAUCGCUUCCGUCGUUAAGUGAGUCGCCCGGUUGUUGAGUGAAUCCAGCUUCCCUGUUGACUUUGCUGGACAGGAGGUCGUAACAGGAAAUCGUGUGACACCCUCCCCCCUUCCGGGACAUUGUGACCGUCGUAAAUAGGAAUCGCUUGUCGAGCAUUUCAAAUGCAGAUCAUGUGACCACAGAGAGGUGGUGACCUUCGCAAAUGUGUCUUUUUUUAAGUACCUUUCAACGGUCGCUAAAAGAAUUGUUGUAAGUUGAGGACUAUCUCUGCAGGUAGGCCCCAAAUUAAUGACCACAAUUGAGCACAACCU
Molecule: messenger RNA, 1894 nt
Organism: Thamnophis sirtalis
Lineage: Eukaryota; Metazoa; Chordata; Lepidosauria; Squamata; Natricidae
Source: RefSeq, a predicted model, not a curated record